CAAACAUAUUUUACCACGAUCACUUACAAACAGUAAUAACUGAUAAUAAUAACUUGUAUUAUUAAGUAAUAUACUUAACCAGCAAUCAUGUCGCUCAAUAUUGUACUAGUUGCCCUUGUAUACCUUUGUGUUUUAUUCACCAUAAGCAAUUCUGUAUUUAUAUCUCUGGUGGGCGAACGUAAGAUACUUUACCAGGCUGACCCUGAAACCCCUUACUAUGAAAUUGUUUUGGCCUGCGCUUACGACUACGACUGGGACGAGAGUAUCCAAAAGGUUUACUUCUCUCAUAAUGACCGAGUAUUUUACACGAGAGGACAGUCUGACGACUGGGUAAGCAAGUAUGAUGAUUCUACGAUCAGUGGGAGAGACACUACGAGUAUGACGCUUGCUCAAACAAAAGGAAUUGGCAUCACCCUGACCAAUGUGACCAAAAAUUUUUUCGGGGACUACCGGUGCAAAGUGGACUACUACUCGGAACUGGACGGGAAGUCAUACCCUAAGGACUCCUACCAUAAGGUGUCAUUCGGUCGCUCAGAUAACGGCACCUUUUGGCUCGACAACUAUAACAGUGCCUAUACCUAUAGCUCAUCCCUAUUUGUGAUGUUCACAUCCCUUGCGGCGUACUCUGUGUUUGGAAACAAUUUAUAA
This is a messenger RNA of Oppiella nova, 648 nucleotides long. The record is from the annotation of a GenBank genome assembly. Lineage: Eukaryota; Metazoa; Arthropoda; Arachnida; Sarcoptiformes; Oppiidae.